Molecule: messenger RNA, 1896 nt
Organism: Elephantulus edwardii (Cape elephant shrew)
Lineage: Eukaryota; Metazoa; Chordata; Mammalia; Macroscelidea; Macroscelididae
Product: pre-mRNA-processing factor 40 homolog A-like
Exons: 4
Biological process (GO): mRNA cis splicing, via spliceosome
Cellular component (GO): U1 snRNP; U2-type prespliceosome
Molecular function (GO): RNA binding; protein binding
Source: RefSeq, a predicted model, not a curated record
AUGGUCAUCAGCACCGUCAUUGCCGCCCUCACUCUCACUGUCUUCAUCGGCAUCCUUGGUACAGCCAUCACCAUCGCCGUCUUCACUAUCCUCCCAGAAGGGGCCACGUGCCUGCCAGCUGUGAAACAUUCCAGGCCCUCACAAGAUCCCUCCUUCCCAGCCCCCUCCCCUCCUGGCCCCGCCCUCCGCCUCAAGCACGUCGCGCACGUCAUCUGGCCCCGCCCCCACCCCGCCAUACGCAAGCGGCAGGGCCGCCGGCGGAGCAGUCUGAGCCCGAUGUGGAGGCUGGGGACGGGAGCCGAGCGUGGAGGCCUCACGAUGGGACACCCUGGCAUGCAUUAUUAUGCUCCUAUGCACCCUAUGGGUCAGAGAGCAAAUAUGCCACCUGUACCUCAUGGAAUGAUGCCUCAGAUGAUGCCCCCUAUGGGAGGACCACCAAUGGGACAAAUGCCUGGAAUGAUGUCUUCAGUUAUGCCUGGGAUGAUGAUGUCGUAUAUGUCUCAGGCUUCCAUGCAGCCUGCCUUACCGCCAGAAGUAAAUAAUAUGCAUGUUGCAGCAGGUACUACAUCUGGCGCAAAAUCAAUGUGGACAGAACAUAAAUUACCUGAUGGAAGGACUUACUAUUACAAUAUUGAAACAAAGCAGUCUACUUGGGAGAAACCAGAUGAUCUUAAAUCACCUGCUGAGCAACUGUUACCUAAAUGUCCCUGGAAGGAAUACAAAUCUGACUCUGGAAAGUCUUACUAUUACAAUUCUCAAACAAAAGAAUCACGCUGGAUCAAACCUAAAGAACUUGAGUAUCUUGAAGCGAUGAUCAAAACUGAGGAAAGCAGUACGCAAGAAGAGUCCACUACUACAUCAGCAGCCCCUGUUCCUACAACAGAAAUUCCAGAAAUUCCGACGACAAUGAGCACUAUGGCUGCUGCAGAAGCAGCCGCCAAUGCCAAUAUUUCCACUUCUACUUCAAAUGCUGUCGGUGGAACAGUUCCAGUUGUUCCUGAACCUGAAGUCACUUCCAUUGUUGCUACUGUUGUUGAUAAUGAUAAUACAGUAACUAUUUCAACUGAAGAACAAGCACAACUUUCUAGUAGUACCCCUGCUAUUCAAGAGCAAAGUGUUGAAAUAUCCAGUAAUACAGAAGAAACCUCUAAGCAGGAAACUUCAGCUGACUUUACUCCCAAAAAAGAAGAGGAAGAAAGCCAGCCACCCAAAAAGACUUAUACCUGGAAGACAAAGGAAGAAGCAAAGCAGGCCUUUAAAGAAUUAUUAAAAGAAAAGAGAGUACCAUCUAGUGCUUCGUGGGAGAAAGCUAUGAAAAUGAUCAUUCAUGACCCACGAUACAGGGCUUUAGCAAAGUUUAGUGAAAAGAAGCAGGCCUUUAAUGCUUAUAAAGUCCAAACUGAGAAGGAAGAAAAAGAAGAGGCACGAUCAAAAUACAAAGAAGCUAAAGAAUCCUUUCAGCGUUUUCUUGAAAAUCAUGAAAAAAUGGCUUCUACAACCAGAUACCAAAAAGCAGAGCAAAUGUUUGGAGAGAUGGAUGUCUGGAAAGCAAUAUCAGAACGUGAUCGUCUUGAAAUCUAUAAAGAUGUUUUGUUUUUUCUUUCAAAAAAAGAAAAGGAACAAGCAAAGCAGUUGCAGAAGAGAAACCGGAAAGCCUUGAAAAAUAUAUUUCACAACAUGGCUAAUAUAACAUACUCUACUACAUGGUCUGAAGCUCAAGAUUAUUUGAUGGAUAAUCCAGCUUUUGAAGAAGAUGAGGAGUUACAAAACAUAGACAAAGAAGAUGCAUUAAUUUGCUUUGAAGAAUACAUUCGAGCUUUAGAAAAAGAAAAAGAGGAGGAGAAACAGAAAAGCUUGCUGAGAGAAAGGAGACAACAACGUAAAAAUAGGGAAUCU